Messenger RNA from Lytechinus pictus (painted urchin), 497 nucleotides. RefSeq lists its product as uncharacterized. The record is from RefSeq and is a predicted model, not a curated record. NCBI's taxonomy places the organism in Eukaryota, Metazoa, Echinodermata, Echinoidea, Temnopleuroida, Toxopneustidae. The transcript has 2 exons. The coding region runs from base 49 to 468 and encodes 139 amino acids. Gene Ontology annotation, molecular function: calcium ion binding.
UACAGAUUUAGAGUUUGGAAGAAUUCGAGUAGAAUCACAUCAAGCAUAAUGGGGAGUAUCACCAUAGUAACAACAUUCCUCUUCCUCAUCAUCACUACAUCCUCCGUGCUGGCACGACCGCACAUCCGACCCCGUCUUACAUUGGCCGACUUAGACGAAGAUGGCGCUAUACCACAGGACAAUCUUGCUGAUAUUGACGAACCUGUCGAGGAAAUACCUCAAGAUGUUCGUUUUGAAGUGGUCGAUCUACCGUCGCAUUUCAACACCUAUGAUCAGAACAAUGACGGAAAGGUUAGUCUUCUGGAGCUAACGAUCGUAACGGGAACAAAAGAGUCAGAUGCUAUGAGACCUUUCAACGCAGCAGAUACAAACCAUGAUAAUAGAAUAUCGUUUAAAGAAUUCCAGGAAGCCCCUUGGGUCUUUGGUGUGUCACAAGAACUCGAGUUUCUCACCCAAUUCGAUCGCUAGUUGCUCUAAAAGGAAGAUCAACUCUAAAA